Equus quagga is the source of this 8083-nucleotide messenger RNA. It is a transcript of the gene ANKRD26, whose product is annotated as ankyrin repeat domain containing 26. The transcript has 36 exons. The coding region runs from base 95 to 5536 and encodes 1813 amino acids. Lineage: Eukaryota; Metazoa; Chordata; Mammalia; Perissodactyla; Equidae. The record is from RefSeq and is a predicted model, not a curated record. Gene Ontology annotation, molecular function: protein binding.
UUGGUGGCUGGGAUGUUGUGGCGGGACCCGGCCAGCUUAUCUAUAGAACUGGUGUUGGGCUCAGGAUGCAGCGAAAAGCGGAGGGGGAGGCGAGAUGGCUCUGAAGCCCGUAGGGUCCGCGAUGAAGAAGAUUUUUGGCUUUCGGAGUAAAAAGGGCGAGUCCCCCCGGGCCUCCUCCGGCCGGAGGAGGGACAGCGCGGGCUUCGGUCGUGAGAGUAGCGAUGGAGUCAACUCACGGCCCGGGUACCACAUCCGAGACGAAGAUCUCGGAAAGAUCCACAAAGCUGCCAGCGUGGGCAACGUAGCGAAAGUGCAGCAGAUUCUGUUGCUUGGCAAAAGUGGCUUGAAUGACAGAGACAAGUUGAACAGGACUGCUCUGCAUUUGGCCUGUGCCAAUGGCCAUCCAGAAGUGGUAACUCUCCUAGUAGAGAGAAAAUGCCAGCUUAACCUCUGUGACAGCGAAAACAGAACAGCUCUGAUGAAGGCUAUACAAUGCCAGCAAGAGGAAUGUGCAACUAUUCUGCUAGAACAUGGUGCCGAUCCAGAUGUUACAGACGUCGGUGGCAAUACUGCCCUCCACUAUGCUGCUCGUGGUGAGAAUCUGUCAAUAGCAGCAAAGCUGCUUUCAUACAACGCAAAUAUCGAAGCAAGAAACAAGGAUGACCUCACACCACUUUUACUUGCAGUAAGUGAAAAUAAACAGCAAAUGGUGGAAUUUUUAGUAAAGCAAGAAGCAAAUAUACAUGCAGUCGAUAAGAUGAAAAGAACAGCCCUCAUGCUUGCUGUAAAUUAUGAAUCAACAAAUAUAGUCAGGCUUCUUCUUCAGCAAGGUAUUGAUGUCUUUUCUCAAGAUAUCUAUGGAUGGACUGCAGAAGAAUAUGCUCUUGUUAGUGGUUUUGCUAUCAAUCGCCAACUAAUUUCUGAACAUAAAGAAGAAAAGAGACCUAAAACUUGUUCACAAAAUAGCAAUCCAGUGGAUGAGAGUUCUGAAGAAUACUCUUUAAGCAGGCUUUCCGACAAAGCUGGCAUUGAUGAUUCAUGGCCUACAUCGGAUGAUGAAGACUUAGACUUUGAUACCAAGAAUGUCCCAAAACCAAGCUUAACAAAGCUAAUGACUGCUUUUCAGCAAUCCAAGAAAAACAUAGAAGCAGAACGUGGUACUGUGAGACCGGAAAAUACAAUGCUAUUUGAGGACGAUAAUUCUGAUAGUGAAAAUGAAGAUGUGGUUGAAACUCUUCCCAAACCAUCAAUCAAAGUCCAGGGCUUUUCUCCUCCUGCCUUUCCGUCACCUGAACCUCUUCUAAAACCUACUGUGAGGUCUUUUGCAGACCUUGAUCUUACAAAGGAAGAAACAACAAAGUCAGCAAUUGGGAAAAAAGAAAAUGGUAUUGAUAUUAUUCGAAGUACUCCACAAGAGCAAACAAAUAAUGACAAUUUGAUUUCUGUUGAGGGAGCACACAAAGAUAAUAGAAGUGAUCUGAUGUCAGCAUUAGGAUUAGGAGAAGAGGACGGUGUAGAAUCACCUUGGGAUUCUGAGAGUAUUUCUGAGAGUCUUCCACAGAAGUAUGUUGAUCAUUUAUCUGGAGCUGCAGACCAAAAAGGAAAAGAUAUGUUAAAUGAACAAGUAGAAGAUGUGUUUUAUGUACCUUCUUGCAUGAGUGGAUCAAGAAACUUUAAGAUGGCUAAACUAGAGGAUAAAAGAAAUGUAGGCAUACCAGUAGCUCACAUGGAUUCUCCUGAAAAAUGUCCUCACUUAAAGCCUACCAUUGAAGUGCAAGAUUCUGUUCCCAAGAAAGCAGGAGGAAGGAAGGAUGUACAAACAUCCAGAUCAGAUUGGGAUUCUACUAGUCUGACCCUCAAUAACCAGACUUGUCAGAGAUCCGGGAAUUUGAAAGUUGGUGAUAAAUAUCCAUUUGUAUCCCAGUCAAUGACCAAAAAUCAGACAGCAUCCACAGAAUUUGGACAGAUGGCAUUAGUAGCUUUGUCAGCAGAAGUAGACUUGGAAAUCACAUCAGAGGAAGAGCAAGAAAGGCUUGACGGAAGUGAAAAUAACCACCUGCAGGUUGAAGAAGAAAAGAAGAAGCACAAAAGCAGUGAAAUGGAAAUAUCAGAAAACAUAGAUGCUGCUGCUGCUGCUGAGAAUGGAUUAAUUCAACAAACGAGUGGAAGAGCUGAUAAGCAGCGCUUUCCUGUUAUGGAGAAUGAGGAUUCUGUCAGUAGUGCUCCUGGCUUGCAUAUGAAGGAAGUAAAGAAAACUAAGGAUGAAAAAUGGACACCAAAAGAAUCUGUGAUUACCCCAAUGUUUGAGAAGGCCGACUCGCUACCUGGAGGUCUACUACAAGUGAAUGAUGACAGCAGUUUAAGUGAAACAGAUCAGGAUGAUGGGAGGCCUGCGAAGAAAACAUCUAAUGAAAAGAACAAGGUCAAAAAGCAAAUUAAUUCUCUGGAUGACCUUGCUGACUUAACUCAGUCAUCUGAAACAGCCUCAGAGGAUUGCGAGUUGCCAUACUCCAAUUAUAUGAAUUCCAUGUUGCUAAUUGAACAACUUGGCGUGGAUUGUAAAGAUUCUGUUAGCCUAUUGAAAAUCCAGAAUGCAGUUCUUUCAUAUGAAAGAUUAAUAGAACUUAAAAAAAAUCACUGUGAAUUACUUACAGGAAAAAUUAAAAAAAUGGAAAAUAAGGUUAGUGGACUACAAAAGGAGCUAUCAGAAACGAAAGAAAUGAAGUCACAGUUAGAGCAUCAAAAAGUGGAAUGGGAACGAGAAGUCUGCAGUUUGAGAUUUACCUUAAAACAAGAAGAAGAGAAGAGAAGAACUGCUGAUAAGUUAUAUGAAAAAAUUAGGGAGCAAUUAAGAAGAAAAGAAGAACAAUAUAGUCAAGAAGUUGAAAUGAAACAACAGCUUGAACUCACUCUUAGAACACUAGACAUGGAAUUGAGGACUGUGAGAAAUAAUCUGAAUCAGGUUGUGGAAGAGCGAAAUGACACUCAGAGGCAACUUUCUCGAGAACAGAAUGCCAGAAUAUUACAAGAUGGAAUUCUGACCAACCACCUUUGCAAACAAAAGGAGAUAGAAAUGGCUCAUAAGAAAUUGAACACUGAGGUUUCUGAUAGUCAUGACAAAGAAGAUCUGUCACAUAAAAACCACAUGUUGCAGGAUGAAAUUGCCAUUCUAAGACUGGAAAUAGACACAGUAAAAAAUCAGAACAAGGAAAAGGAAAAGAAAUAUUUUGAGGACAUUGAAAGAGUAAAAGAAAAGAAUGAUGAUCUUCAAAAGACAAUAAAACUGAAUGAGGAAACAUUAGCGAAAACAAUAUUUCAAUAUAAUGGACAGCUUAAUGUUCUAACAGCUGAGAAUACAGUGCUAAACUCUAAACUGGAGAAUGAAAGACAAAACAAAGAAAGACUGGAAACAGAAGUUGAAUCAUACCGUUCUAGACUGGCUACUGCUGUCCACGAUCAUGAUCAAAGUCAGACAUCAAAAAGAGACCUAGAGAUUGCUUUCCAGAGAGCAAGAGAUGAGUGGUUUCGCUUACAGGACAAAAUGAAUUUUGAUAUAUCUAAUCUGAAAGAUAGUAAUGAGAUUCUUUCUCAACAACUUUCUAAAGCUGAAAGUAAAGUCAAUAACCUAGAAAUUGAGCUCCAUCAAACAAGAGAUGUUCUCAGAGAGAAGACUUUGGUUUUAGAAGGUGUACAAAGAGACCUCAGCCAAACACAGUGUCAAAAGAAGGAAAUUGAACACAUGUAUCAGAGUGAACAAGGUAGAGUGAAUAAAUACAUCGGGAAGCAGGAAUCCUUAGAGGAGAGAUUGGCUCAACUACAGAGUGAAAAUAUGUUGCUUCGACAGCAACUGGAUGAUGCUCACAACAAAGCUGAUAGUAAAGAAAAGACAGUAAUUAAUAUCCAAGACCGGUUUCAGGAUAUUGUAACAAAACUUCAAGCCAAAAGUGAAAAACAAGGUCUUAUGCUGGAAGAAAGAAAUAAGGAGUUAAUGGAUGAAUGUAAUCAUUUAAAAGAAAGAAUGUAUCAGUAUGAAAAUGAGAAAGCAGAAAGAGAAGUAGUUGUGAGACAACUUCAACAAGAACUGGCUGACACCCUGAAAAAGCAGUCUAUGUCGGAGGCUUCUCUGGAGGUUACAUCACGAUAUCGUAUUAGUUUAGAAGAUGAGACACAGGAUUUAAAGAAGAAAUUAGGUCAAAUAAGAAGUCAAUUGCAAGAAGCACAGGAUCGACAUAUAGAGGCUGUAAGAUGCGCUGAGAAGACACAAGAUCACGUGCAAAAGCUUGAAAUUGAAAAUGCCAAGUUAAAAGUUACAAUCAAAAAGCAAAUGGGCAAAAUUGAACAGCUUCAGAAAAACCUGUUAGGUACAAGUACGUCUGAGGAUGAAAAGGAACAACUAAAGAAAUUUAUGGAGUUAAAACAAUCUCUGGAAUAUAGUUUGGAUCAAGAAAUGAAGAAAAAUAGUGAAUUAGAAAAAGAGAUUACUGGAGUUAAGAAACUCUUAAAAGUGACAAGAAGGAAGUUAAAUGACUAUGAAAAUGGAGAGCUUAGUUUCCAGGGAGAUUUAAAAACCAACCAAAUUGAAAUGGAUAUUCAGAUGAAUAUGCUAAAACAUAAGAUUGAUGACCUUACAGCAAAAUUGGAAACUGCAUCUUCAAAAUGUGUACAUCUGGAUGCAGAAAAUCAAGUUCUCCAACAGAAGUUAUUAUCUAUGAAAGCGCUACAAAAGAAAUGUGAAAAACUAGACAAGAAUAAAAAGAAGUUGGAACAAGAAGUCGUAAACCUCAGAAGUCAUAUAGAAAUGAACAUGGUGGAACACGGUCAAGUAGAACAGUAUAGACGGGAGAUUGAAGAAAGAGCAAGACAGGAUAUAGUAGAAAAAUUAAAAGAAGUCAAUUUAUUUUUACAGACACAAGCAGCAGCUCAAGAAAACUUAGAGCAGUUAAGAGAGAAUAAUAAUGCUUCAAUAAGAAGUCAGAUGGAACUCAGAAUUAGAGAUCUGGAAUCCGAACUCUCCAAAAUGAAAAUUUCUCAAGAAGAUUUUAAUAAAACAGAAUUGGAAAAAUAUAAGCAACUCUAUCUAGAAGAAUUAAAAGUUAGAAAAUCAUUGGAAAAUAAACUAAACAAGACUAAUGAGAGGCUGGCAGAAACCAGCACAGAACUUCUGCUGAAGAAAGAGCAGAACAGGUCUUUACUCAGUGCUCUGACUGCGAGGCCGGUCCUGGAGCCGCCUUGUGCUGGAAAUCAUAAUAGUAGUUUAGUGCUCAAUAGAAAUCUUACUCCAAGAGAAGAUUUAGUGAUUCCUACCUCACGGCCACGGCCCUCAAAUAACAGCAUGGAGACUUACUUGACCAAGAUGCAGGAGGAGUUGGAAAAAAAUAUAACUAGAGAACUAGAAGAAGCUGCUGCUGAAUUUGAAUCUGGACCCUGCAGAGCUUCUCCUCUGGGAUCUGCUGAUGAGUCAAAUCUAAAUCAAGAUCUAGUUUUGAAAACGUCACAAGAAUACGUCCAGAUUUUGAAGAAAAAUUACAUGAUCUGAAGAACAAAUAGUAAAAAUUUAUAUACUGGGCCAUUUACAUAACAUUUUAAUUGUUUCCCAUUAUACAUACGACAUAUGAAAAUCUUAAAAUAUUUUUAUAUCUUACAUGUAUGAUGAUUAUUUAUAUAGUAUUUUAAAUUGUUUCUUGGCAUCGAACUAACUUUUAAGCAGAUUUUGUGAAUGAAAACCAGCACUAUUGAGUUUUACAUACUUAAACUGCCCACAUACCAGCUGUUUAAAGAGCACCCAAACAACCAAGUUGUCAUUCACACUUUAAUGGUGUUAAUUGAUAGCUUAUUUGUAUUUUCCAAUUUUUAUCACUAUAUAUGGACCUAAAGAUUUAGACAAACAUCAUUUGAAAUGCUGCUGCUGUGGCUAUUGUCGUUGUCUGGAUGUGUCACAGUUGUUACAGUCCAUAAAAUUUUUUAUAUAUAAUUUUAAUUUUAAAUACUGAUUCAUAGAUCUUUGCUUGUGGAGAAAUAAAAUUUGCCUAAGGCUGUUUGCCUUUUCUAUUUAUUUAUUUUUGAUUUACUUUUUGGAAACUGUUAAAAUUAGAGAGAAGUUCCAAGUUUUAGUAAAGAACUUUUUUCUCCUGAACCAUUUGAGAAUAAAUUGCUGACAUUAUGCCAUCAUCCCUGAUUCCUUUAGUAUUUAUUUCCUACAAACCAUAACAUUCUACGUAACUACCGCACAACCUUCACAAUCAGAAAAUUGACACUAAGGUAUUCUGUCAUUUAAUCCUCAUCUUUUCAAGUUUUACCACUUGUCUGUGGCGUCAACAGCAAAAAGAUCCUGUUCAGAUCCAUGAUUGCAUUUAGUUGCCAUGUCUCUUAGUCUCCCUCAGUCUGGAACACUUCCUCAGACUUUUCUGACUUUCAUGGCCUUGAAUCUUUUGACGGGUCUGUUCCAGUAACGUAGACCAUCCCUCAGUGGGGAUUGUUCUGAUGUUUCCUCAUGACCGGUUCCGACCACACCUUUUCACAAGAGUAUCACAGAAGUGGUCCUGAACUCUUCACAUCGCGUCCGAUCAUGUGACCCACAAUUCUGAUUUGUCCCAGUACUGCUGGUGUGAAUGCUGACCACUGAGGGUAGUAUCUGCCGGGUAAUGCUAGUUUUCCACUUUAUAAUUUAGUAUUUUGAGGGGGAAAAACUUUGAGACUAUGUAAAUACCUCUGUUCCUCAUCAAACUUUUGAUGUAUUCAUUUACUAUUAUCAAUAUGGAUUCUUGAUUUAUUCAAUGAGUUAUAAUUUGUUAAUAUCAUUUCUAAAAAUUUAUUAUUCUUUUAGACGUUCUGUUUUGAGAAUUUCAGGCUUAUUGAAAAGUUGUAAGAAUAACAGAAUUUCUGGAUACCGUUCCCAAAAUGUUAACAUUUACUCUAGCUGUUUUAUCCUUUCUCCCUUCUCCUCUCUUUCCAGAUAAAUAUAAAUGUUGGUAUAUAGUAUAGAUUUUUUUUUCCUGAACUGUUUGUAAGUUUCAGACAUCAUGCCUCUACUCCUAAAUACUUUAGUGUAUAUUUCCUGAGAAAAGGAAUUAUCUAACAUAACUGUAAUGUAGUUAUCAAAACCAGGAAAUUGGCUAAAACUGCUUUGAUAUUAAUAUGUAAUCUGUGGACCUUAUUCACAUUUUGCCAGUUGUCUCAAUAGAGUCAUGCACUGCAUAAGGACAUUUCAGUCAAUGACGGACUGCAUGUAUGACAGUGGGUACUAAAUCCCAUAGGAUUAGUACCAUGUAGCCUAGGUGCGUAGUGCGCCAUACCAUCUAGGUUUGUGUAAAGAUGCUCUGUGAUGUUUGCACAACAACAAAAUCGCCUGGCAAUGCAUUUCUCAGAACACAUCUGCUUCUUUAAGUGACGCAUGACUGCAAUAUCCUUUAUAGGCAAAGAAAAUCCAAGAUGCUGCAUUGUGUCCAAUUUUCCUUUUCUUCAGUCUCCUUUAAUCCAGGACAGUUCUUUAGUCUUUGAUUUUCAUGACAUUUACAUUUUGAAGACUACAGGUCAGUUAUUUUGUAGACUUUCUCUCAGGUUGAGUUUGUGUGAUGUUUCCUAAGUAGAUCCAGUUUAUGACUUUUGGGCAGGAAUGUCACAUAAGUGAUGCUGAGUUCUUCCCAGUGCAUCAAAUCUGGAGGCACGUGCUUGGUUCCAUUACUGGUGAUGUUGACUUCAAUCAUUUGGUUAAGAAGUGUCUGCCAGGUUUGUCCAUGGUAAAAUUACUAUUUACCCUUUUAUUUCAUAAAUAUCUUGUGUCGAGAUACUAUCAGACUUUGGAAAUAUUUGGUUACUCCUCAAAAUUCCACCCACUAGAUUUCACAUCCAUUGAUGCUUCUCGCUUGAAUCAAUUAUUAUUAUGAUGUUUGCCAAUGAUGGUUUUUCUUAUGUGUCAUUGCUUCUACAUUCAUAAAUAAAAUGAAAAACAAAGGAGAAGGGAAAGCUUGUGAUUUUGGUUCUUAAAUUGGCCCAGAUUUGGCCAGUGGUAGCCAUUUCAGGCUGACUUCUUGUCUUUUUGACCUGUCCCCAUUGUUCUUUGAGCACUUCCUUGCUCUCUGGUACA